This is a messenger RNA of Lepisosteus oculatus (spotted gar), 2689 nucleotides long. It is a transcript of the gene eef1akmt2, whose product is annotated as EEF1A lysine methyltransferase 2. NCBI's taxonomy places the organism in Eukaryota, Metazoa, Chordata, Actinopteri, Semionotiformes, Lepisosteidae. Gene Ontology annotation, molecular function: protein-lysine N-methyltransferase activity. Gene Ontology annotation, cellular component: cytoplasm. The record is from RefSeq and is a predicted model, not a curated record.
AAACAGCCUUGCUAUUGUUGUCGUUAUUACUCAUGGCGAUAAUCAGUAGGUGACAAUAUGGAUGAUUUAAAAUGAAAAUGGUAUGCAUUUUAUAAUACGUUUUAACAGCCCCCUCUAAGUUUACAAGCUGUAUCCGCCCGUCUCAAAUAUGGCUGUUUGGAAGUCCUCUAAGAAGUUGGGAUGAUGCCUACACAAGAGAACUGCAGAAUUUCAAGGACAUAGGGGAUGUCGGUGAGAUCUGGUUUGGAGAGGAAAGUAUGGAGCGUAUUAUCAAAUGGCUAAAGAAGGAAAAAAUACCACACAAUGCUGCUGUUCUUGAUAUUGGAACAGGAAAUGGAGUUUUCCUUGUGGAACUGGCAAAAUGUGGAUUUAAAAAUCUAACUGGAAUAGAUUAUUCAGCUGUUUCGGUAGACCUUGCCAGACACAUACUGGAGAAGGAGGGGCUGUCAGAUGUCAACGUGCAGGAGCAGGACUUCCUAUACCCUUCUGCCACACUGGGCGCAUUUGACGUGUGCAUCGACAAGGGUACAUUUGAUGCUAUCAGCCUGAAUCCGGACAGCACAGCCCAGGGAACGACACGGUAUGCGCAGGCCCUGCGUUCAGUCCUGAAACAGGAAGGGCUGUUUCUCAUUACCUCCUGCAACUGGACCAGGGAGCAGCUGUUACACGUCUUCAGUGAGGGGUUUGAACUGCUGCAAGAGCUGCCCACACCACAGUUCCAGUUCGGUGGCAGAUCUGGGAGCAGUGUGACAGCACUGGUCCUCAAGCGCAAGGACUGAGCAGCUGGUGGACAUCACAAGGCAUCAUGGGACUUGUGGUUUUACUAUCCAGUGGAUUUUUUUUUUUUAUUGCUGUGGAUUUCUGCUGUUGUAUAACUAAAAACCCAUACACUUAAUUAAAUUAUGAAUUCAUCAUAGAAGACUGACAAAAUAUACCACUGUACAUCUUCUUUCUUCACAGUCCUUUACUUAGUUUUUAGGAAGUUAUUUUUUACGGAGUACUUUUGUUAUUGUUUUUUCUAAGCAGAGUUUCUACUGUAACUGGAUGUUUUUGUUUAAUGUUUAGGAUCUUGUUGUGAAUAAUCAUCAACUUUAUUGUUAAGCAGUGACAAUGGCUUUAGCUCAAUUUUUUGUGACACUUUUUGUUUAAUCAUUAUUUUUAGGACUUUUUUGUAAUUUCCAUGAUAUCAUUAAAACAAAAAUAACAAAAGGGACCUUAACAACAAGCAUGGGUUUACAUCAGUACGGGAUUAUUUCUUCAGAAAAAGGUUUGUGUCAGAGUUAAUCAAAGCUAUGACAAAUUCUUUGUUCUUUUUUUUUAAUAGAAUAACAAUUUAGAGGAUUUUAAUACAGAGCAUGAACAUAACCAAAACUCCACCAUGUCCCCAUGUGACCCCACAGGGGGCAAAAUAGAUCCAGUUCAGUUCUCUUAAGUAGAUGGGAAGAAGCCUGGGCAAAUAUAAUUUAACAUAUUCUGCAGCAGCCGUCCGGAUAUCAGUGACAUCUGUCCCAUUCCCAGCCACAGAUCCUUGAUGUGGAAUAUGUUCAGCUGCAAGACGUGUUGACUAAUCUACCUUAAAGAUUAGUGAACCUUCUCUUUUACAACACUACUCGUCUUCUCUAGUGCAUCCAUGCAUAUGAACUGUGGAGCACUUGUGAACAAAUCUAGCAAUAGAUGUUUGGGGUCUAGAUAGGUAGGUUUCAUGCAUGCCCCAUACUUCUUUAGCACAAAAACGUGCACUGAAACGAGCAUUUUUAAUAUAAACUCUCCUGUGAGGAAUGGACAAAUACGCUGUGGACAGAGGUCCCCCAGGAAACCGACUACACAUUUACUAAUGUGACUGAUAUUACCAGUGUCAUGUUAGGAUAAUCAUUACAGAGCUAGGCUUGAGGUGAGUGUCACUCCUCUCCGGCAUUCUUAUCACCCAUCUGUUUUCAGUAAGCUGCUAAUCUUGGUGAGGGUCACUGUGAUCUGGAUCCUUUCCCAGAAGCACAAGGCACAAGGCAGGACUGAGAGCACAUGACUGCUUUCUCCCUACACGGGACGCCAGUUCUCACAGGGCCAGGGAGAAAGAGGAAAUUUAGAGUAGCCAGUCAAACCAAGUCAGCAUCUCUUUGGUAGUAGGGAGGAAAUCUGAGCACCCAGGGAAAAUGUGAGUAAUAUACAAACAAAGAGACACACCACAGUCUGUGAUCAAACCCGGGACUCUGGAAAUAGAGUGUUAACUGCCGCUCUGUUUGGUGCAGGUAUGGGCUACACAGAGACAGUUCUUCAUACCAGUGCCAGCUGAUCUAGCAAAUUUGCACCUAGUUUACCAACAUUUUUCUGAGUUGUUUUGGCUUUGGUCUUUCAAUUCUGAAAAUAAAAAAAAACUGAUAACACCUUAUGCAGCACAGGAAGAUAUAUUUUAGUAUCAUGGGAUUAAGAGGCUGAGCAAAACGAAGGUGUCCUUUUGAUGCCUUUCCCAUAUGAAAGGAUACCAGCAUGACGUAUAUCUCCAAGGGAUCAACAGCUAGGCCAGAGGACAUAUUCCAUUUGCCGACUUGACUAAGGCGCUGUCAGCUUUGUACUAAGAGCAAGGUCAGUAGUGUAUUUUAAAUGAACCAUCUUGUUACAUUUAGGAACUGGUAUGGAUCUGUCAAUUUACAUGUCCUAUUUGCAUUAAAGGGCUUUGUUACUGGACAAUAAA